Molecule: messenger RNA, 2297 nt
Organism: Mizuhopecten yessoensis (Yesso scallop)
Lineage: Eukaryota; Metazoa; Mollusca; Bivalvia; Pectinida; Pectinidae
Exons: 3
Coding region: 170-901 (243 amino acids)
Source: RefSeq, a predicted model, not a curated record
UAUAUCUUGGCCAGUUUGCUCAACAUCAAGCUAACUGCAAGACAUGGUAUAACAACGCAGAAUACUAAUUACUCCAAAUUGUUUUGUAGGAACAAAUUACUUCGAAAACGAUAUCCAAUCUUUUACAAAAGUUCCAGCGACAGCAACUUCAGCUUUUGUAGAACUGAAUAUGAGCAGAAUUGAUGGUAAAAAAGUGUAUUCCAGUGUUGAAUGUGAAAAUGGUGCCAGUUUAAAGACCCUAGCAACCACCAAUGGAGUCCAAAUCACGACGACGGCCCCAGUUCUUCCCUACGGCACCAUUGAUGUGAUAGAGAUGUCGGCCACAGAGUACCCGGCACAGGACGGCUAUCAGAGUAGCAGUUUGGGUAUCAGAUGUGAAUGGACCCCCAUCGAUACCAUCGGUAUUCUGUAUGAGUUUGCUGUCAGCGGCCCUGAUAUUUCGUUCAAAGACGUCAUCGAAUCCCUGGAUCCACUUGUGUCAAAAGUAUGUGUAACAGGAGAUAUGUUGCUCACUAAUGGGAUCUACAACCUAUCCGUUAGUGCUAUUAACACACUGGGGAUGAAAAGCAACACACUACUGGAACAGUUGAGGAUCCACACAGCUAUGGACAAGUCGUGUAAAGAAGACAAAUUUGAAACCGUUACGUCAACUAAGAACACGCUGAGUGUAGAUUGGUCAGAUGUGUUUUCUGACACAGUCGAUAUUCAUUUCUACGAAGUGUCAGCAGGAACGCUUGGAGGCGUGGACAUCGUACAAUGGCAGUACACCACGGAGAACCAUUUAGUACUUGGAAUCCCAGAUAAAAUAGUCGACCAGGAAACGGUUCUAAUACACAUCGUCGUCAAGGCCGUAGAACGUAGCGGCCUCUAUACUACAUGUAAAACAACGUUGCAUUUUUAAAGAGUGCAUAGACAUCGGACUUCAUUAUUUGUUUUAUGGCCAUUGUGUUAUACAUCCGAAUUCAAGUAGAGGAAACAACAUUAUUAAACUUUAGAUUUAUAUGUCCGGCAGGAUAGUACUGUGUUACUGAACAGUUUGUUUAUAUAAAUAUGUAUAUCUUAUUACAACAUAUCAUUGAUCUUCUUUCGCUCAUCAAUCUGAUCAAAACCAGAUCUUUAAUUACAUUCCGAUACUCUACGUUCCAAGGUAUCGGAGUGGAAUUAAAGACCUGGUUUUUUAAAUCAGAUUGUUCGCUUAUUAUUUAUAUAUUAUGUAUAUUUUUGAUAGCCCAUUUUACUUUUCUAAUCUCAAUUAAUAAUUGAAAUACUAGCAGAGGGGUAGCGAGGCUGUUUUUAUGUUGAAACUACAUCUCGAAGUUAUUUGAAAGUGAAAAUAGAAUUUACAUACUGAUCAUUACGACGGUGAAACGAAAUCUUCUCGAAUUUUUCCAACACGCUGAUAUAAAUAACUUUAACCCCAAUGGUUGUACAACAUUUUAUGACAAAGAGAGAAUAUCUGUUAUUUCAAUUUCAAAAGAUGUGCAUCUUAACCGUGAACGAUUUGUGUCUAUUUCAGUUCCAGAUAUCGAAAAUAUCUAUGUUAACACCGAGAGUUUCACAACUAGUAUCGGAUUCUUUGUGGUGAUCAGUAUAUGCUUCGUUACAAACUUGUGUAUACAAAUAUUACACAAAUCAAAUUUUGUAAAGUUGUAGUUUUCCAUUGAAUACCAAAAAAAUCUUAUUUGUAAUCAUCAAAACCACUUACAAGAAAUUGGUUUGAAAUGUUUAUAAAUGAGGUUGGCAUGUUUUAUUUCAAAUUCCUACUACUCCCUAAAGGAUGCACGAAUGGUAGCCAUAUUUAUUUUUAAAUAUGAAUGUGGCAGGAUUAUUCCAUUUUCUAAAUAUGAAGUUGGUACGACCCCUUGAGCCGGAGGAUUGUGGCCCAACUAGCAGUAGUUUGAUUGUAAAAUCGUGCUAUACGUACUUCAGAAUGAUUUAGAUUCCCUCUUAUAGCCAAAACACACAUACUAUCAGUAUUGCUUAUAAAUUUCACCCCAUCCCUAGUAACUAAGUUCUUGAAUCAUAACAAUUAGCAAAUGUACAAUUGCAAGGCAUGAAGAUACAAUUAACAUGAAGACAUCUGAGUCUCUUAUGCAAAUAUAUAUAGAUAAUAACAUAUUCGAUACGAGAUAUUGCACGUUUAUUAUAUCAUGCAGCAUCACUUCUUUGAUAUUUCAAACUAUCCGUUGGUCUAAGUAAUGUAUGUUUAGCUGAUGGAAAUCUUCUUGACAUUUUAAUAUCCAAUCUUUAUGUUACUUUAGAAUGCAUUCCAUCUAAAUAUAAUUAUGUUCUUUAGU